This is a messenger RNA of Penicillium waksmanii, 1206 nucleotides long. Its product is annotated as EXS domain-containing protein. Lineage: Eukaryota; Fungi; Ascomycota; Eurotiomycetes; Eurotiales; Aspergillaceae. Gene Ontology annotation, cellular component: membrane; cytoplasm. The record is from RefSeq and is a predicted model, not a curated record. The transcript has 5 exons. Bases 1 to 1206 code for a protein of 401 amino acids.
AUGGGGCCUGAUCAACAUGCUCAGUUGGAUGGCUUUGGGCGGACCUUCCCAUUCCCCAUCCGGGUAGCUGCCCUUAUGGUGGCCGGUUUCUGGGGUUGGGCCAUAAUCUUGCAGUAUCUCGAAAGGACCGACAUUAAAAUUCACGAUCUGGUCGGAUAUCCUUCCUCCACGAAUCCACGACAUCACACCGCCGCCUACCGCCUCGCCGCCAUCUUCACCAUUCCCCUGGCCAUCUGGCAGAUCGCCUUCUGGAUCGCCACACACCGUGAAUUCAAGCUGGUCGAACACUUCGAUUUCAUUCCGCAAUCCGUCUUCGUCAUCCUUCUCAUCAUUCUCAUAUGGCCGUUCAAUAGAGCCGCCCGAUCAGGCCGCGUACGGUUCCUCCUGACUUUCAAGCGGGUUAUUUUUGGCGGUCUGGCCGAGAACGCAGAGGCCAAGUUCGGUGAUAUUCUGCUGGCAGAUGCCCUGACGAGCUAUGCCCGCGUACUUGCCGACCUAUACGUGUCCUUCUGCAUGUUCUUCACCGAUGGUUGGCACUCCACCAACAAGCCCAACCGGGCUUGCGGAAACGAAAUCGUCGUGCCGAUCAUUCUGGCCGUCCCGAGCGCCAUCCGACUGCGCCAAUGCUUAACCGAAUACUUCCGGGCUCGUCGAGCACCCUCACGGCGAGGGGCUCCCAGCAAGGCAAACCAGCAUUUGGCCAACGCCCUGAAAUAUGCCACUGCCUUCCCCGUGAUUUGGCUGGCGGCCAGGCUCCGCAAUUAUAGCCCUCUGACUUUCCAUGGCUACAGCGAGGUCUCUAUUAUGCGCCUCCUAUUCAUUGCCUCCUUCGUUAAUUCCAGCUACUCCUUCUGGUGGGAUGUGGUUAAGGAUUGGGACCUGACCCUUUUCUCCUCCGAACGCUGCGAUUCGAGCCACCCCUACGGCCUACGCUUCAACCGCUGCUUCCACUCCGAUCGCUUGUAUCACUUGGUGAUCUUCACUGACCUUGCCCUCCGAUUCUCCUGGCUGUGGCGCAUCCUCCCAGGACUAUCAUGGAUCACCGAGACGGAAUGCGGUUUAUUCAUCCUGAUGUUCCUCGAAGUAGCCCGUCGGUGGAUGUGGGUGUUCUUCCGAGUAGAGGCCGAGCACUUUCGGAACAAAUUCGGUCCCAAUUAUGAAGAGAUCCACCUUGGCGAAUCGAACGGCAAGAUCGACAAGGAUUGA